CGGCGGCCGUUGGGCGCGGGGCCGCGCUCCCCACCCCGCGCCCAGGGAACGGCGGGCGCUCGGCGGGAGCGGCGGGCCCGGCCGCCGCCGCGGAGCGGAGCGCAGCGGAGAGCGGCCAUGUUAACCAGAAAGCCCUCAGCUAGCGCCGCCGCUGGUGCUGCCUACCCACCCGGCAGGGCAGGGGACAGCGGCCGCCCGCUGCAGUCUUCCCCGGGCACCGGAGCCGGGGUCUCCCGGGCAGGAGCUGGGACCGGCCCGCCGUCGCCCCUCGCAUUGCCUCCGCUCAGGGCCAGCAACGCCUCCCACACGGUUGGAGGCAGUAAGCACACAAUGAAUGAGCACCUCCAUGUUGGUAGCCAUGGACAAAUCCAGGUUCAGCAGCUGUUUGAAGAUAAUAGUAACAAGAGGACGGUUCUGACAACACAGCCAAAUGGACUUACAACGCUAGGCAAAUCUGGAUUGCCAGUGGUUCAAGACAGACAGUCAGAGAGUGCUCACAGACGACAAGGGAGCACCAGCUCUUUAAAAUCUACAGAUGGAACAGGGAAGGUGAAAGCCUCUGUUAUGACACCAGAGCAGGCAAUGAAGCAAUACAUGCAAAAAUUAACAGCUUUUGAGCAUCAUGAGAUUUUUAGCUACCCUGAAAUAUACUUUUUGGGUCCAAAUGCAAAGAAGCGGCAAGGUGUGAUUGGUGGUUCAAACAACUGUGGGUAUGACGAUGACCAAGGGUCUUACAUACAAGUACCCCAUGAUCAUAUUGCAUACAGGUAUGAAGUCCUGAAAGUUAUAGGAAAAGGAAGCUUUGGGCAGGUGGUGAAGGCCUACGAUCACAAGAUGCAUCAACAUGUGGCACUAAAAAUGGUGAGAAACGAAAAACGUUUCCACCGCCAAGCUGCGGAAGAAAUUAAGAUCCUGGAGCACCUCCGGAAACAAGAUAAGGAUAACAACAUGAAUGUUAUUCACAUGUUGGAAAACUUCACAUUCCGCAGCCAUAUCUGCAUGACAUUUGAAUUGCUGAGCAUGAACCUGUAUGAAUUAAUUAAGAAAAACAAGUUUCAGGGCUUUAGCCUGCCUUUGGUCCGCAAGUUUGCUCACUCAAUUUUACAGUGCUUGGAUGCUUUGCACAAAAACAGAAUCAUUCACUGUGACCUUAAACCUGAGAACAUUCUGUUGAAGCAACAGGGUAGAAGUGGUAUUAAAGUGAUUGAUUUUGGCUCCAGUUGUUAUGAGCAUCAGCGUGUCUACACCUACAUUCAGUCGCGUUUUUACCGUGCACCUGAAGUCAUCCUCGGUGCUCGUUAUGGGAUGCCCAUAGAUAUGUGGAGCUUGGGCUGUAUUCUAGCAGAGCUCCUCACCGGUUAUCCACUUCUACCUGGAGAAGAUGAAGGAGACCAGCUGGCUUGUAUGAUUGAGCUAUUGGGCAUGCCUUCUCCAAAACUCUUAGAUUCAUCCAAGCGAGCCAAAAACUUUGUGAGCUCUAAGGGUUAUCCCCGCUACUGCAGCAUCACAACCUUGUCUGAUGGCUCUGUUAUACUUAAUGGUGGACGCUCUCGGAGGGGAAAGCUACGUGGCCCUCCAGAGAGCAGAGAAUGGGGUAAUGCAUUAAAGGGAUGUGAUGAUCCCCUGUUCCUUGACUUCUUAAAACAGUGUUUAGAAUGGGAUCCUGCUAUCCGUAUGACACCCAGCCAGGCUUUGCGGCAUCCCUGGCUAAGGAGACGGUUACCAAAGCCUCCGACUGGGGAAAAGGCCUCGGCAAAGAGAAUUACAGAGAGCACUGGUGCUAUAACGUCGAUUUCCAAGUUACCUCCAACUUCAAGCUCAGCUUCAAAACUGAGGACUAAUUUGGCGCAGAUGACAGAUGCCAAUGGAAAUAUUCAGCAAAGGACAGUGUUGCCAAAACUCGUUAGCUGAGUUUGAAUAACCCAAUGCUGUUAAUAAAAGAGAUACAAUGUGGCUGAGCCUUAUUUGUAUGAAAAAGUAGCUCAGAUAUACAUUUUUAUUUGCUCAAUAACUUUAUUCAUUUUUAUCUUUUAGCACUCAUUUUAAAUGUAAGAAAUGUUGAUUUUGUUUUUAUAAAAACACGGGGACAAUGCUUUAAGUUUUUAUACUUAUUUUUUAAAAUGUUUGUCUUCUACAGUACAAUUAGCCUUACUGUAACUAGUGUGACACAGUAAUAAACAUCAGUGGCAGGCCACUGGUUACAACAUGACUGUCAUGCAUUGCAGCGUGGUGUCAAAGGUAUUGACCUUUCUCUUCCAAGGUUCAUAUUAGGUUUCACCUGGGGUAAACUUGUAAGACUCUGCCUUUUGGAUUUUGUGGGUAUGGGUCUUGAUUCUGUGAACACUCACACCUAUGCCUGACUGGAUUCCAGGGAGAAUACUCAAAAGAAAUACGGUUCAGCACCUGUAAACUUGUAAUUUGAAGUGGAGCCAUAGCAUGUUAGUGUCAUUUUCUGUAUGGUAGCCCAGAGAAGGUAGUGGUAUUACUAACAAUACAACCACCUCCUAUGGAAAGCUUUCGGUAUUCAAAAGUAAUGGGUUGUGAUUAAAAUGGACAUUUAAGCAUAAUGCAAAAAAUAGGAACUUACAGUACUAAAAUGACUCUCUUAACCUUGCGUGCUGUGUAGUAGAGUGAGAGGAAUGGACAGUCUCAGGAGGAGUGAAUACAGAACUAUGUUUGUUCCUCUGAAUCUGAAAGUGAGUGAUGAUCUGAACUUCGUUUCAGGUAUAUAACACUGAGCAUUCACACUGGGCUUCUUUUUUCCCCCUCCCCUCUCCUGUUUUCUCUCCCAAUGUGCAGCUUUGUCUCCCUAAAUCACAUAGGCAGAAGUGCUCAUUCUCUGUUUUAUACUGUAACUUCCAGACUGUUGUGCUACAUGGAUUUCACAGAUUGCUUUUAUUUUUUCUGGCAAUGUUUGUCUGAGCAACUGUGACCUCUCUGGUACAUAUACAAUUCAGAUCAAAUUUGCGUGCAGGGGCAAACACUAUAUUACUGCAUUGCUUUCUGUAGAAAUGUACUUCACCUUAGACAGCAUAAUGGAUGGAAAGAUCUUCAAUGGAAAGCUUUUCAGUUGGCAGACAGCAUCCUAGAUACUUUCUAAUAAGGGAGAAUUAUGAAUGGGAAGGUAAAUGGUUGGAAUUUGAUUUAAUCUUUGGCAUUUGUAGCUGAAAAUUAACUUUGAAGGAACAAUUAGAGAUGUGCAGGUUUGUUCACAUGUGUGUGCUAAUGUUGUGUUUUCCUUUUUUAAAUGCAUUCGUGGAAGAAAGAUGGGCUUUACUGAGGAAUAAUAUUCACGUUGUAGCAUGUUUUCAACAGGAACAGUUUGAGAUCUAAGAUCAGUAUUUCAUCACGUACAAUGGCUGUGGUCUAGAUUGGAUGUAUAAAACAUGAAAAGGGAAUUUUAAAUGAAGUAGAACAUAAUCUAGAAGAGUUUGUGGAUGUUCAAACAAGACAUACUCGAACAGAUAGCAUUAAACCUCAAUGACUUUAAGCAACAUUUAUAUGCACAGAUUUUGCUGAGUUACUUGUACAAAUUAUAAAAAAUACUUAAAGCAUGGUCCCCUAAGAGGCCAAGAAAGUUUCCGGUUAAGUUCUCCUUCAUAUUCCUUAAUUUACCACUUACAGCUUAAUUUGGUUGGUUGGUUGGCUUGUUUACCUUUAAUUUAAUGUAAGACUGGGGGAGGGAUAUAAAUAAAUACAAAACAAUAGAAUUCUCAGGAAACAUAUCACUUAACUUCUUGCCAAAAAGUCAACACCUAAAGAAGCUCCAAAAAUAAUUUCUGAGUAGAGGAUGGUAUUUGUUGAUUGAUAACUGUAAAAAUUAGAGCAUCAAUCAACCAGUUUUCUUUUUUUAAAAAAAAAGUUAAUUUCCUGCCUCUAGUCAAAUUAAAUUAUUUAGUGUUAAAUGUUCACAACUUUAUACAGUGUGUGUAAGUGCAAUAUGUAAACAUGUAUGAAAUCAUGUUAAAAAUGAAUAAUACAACUAAGAAAAGUGGCUUUUGGAAUAUGAAUAUCCAGUACGUUGUGGUCAGUAAAUUCUAAGUCUGGAAAAUAGAUGUAUUAAUUUUAACUGACUCUCCUGACUGUGGGAAUACAAUAAUGUGUAUUUUUCUACAGUAACUGAGAAUCUUUGCUUCCUCCACCACCUACUUGGCUUUACCACUCCUUUCUACCUUAACUCUUCCUCCAAAAGUUAAGAAAUAAGAUGCUUAUGUUAGGGGCGGAAGAAGAAUCACGUCCCUUAAUUUAUUUUAAAGGGGACGUUGAUAUGUAUUCCUGCCUUUUGUGGCAGUUUAAGGUGAAAACAUUCAUAAUGUUCAUGGGUCAUUAAUGGGCUAAAACCACUAAAUUUUCUUUUUCAUGUAACCAGUUCUUAAUGCCAAUAAUGCAUUUACGAUCCAUCUUCGUAAAUGCUACCGGAAACUUCGAGGCCAAAAUAUUGUGUGCAGAGCUAUUUUUUUAACCCAGAUACAGUGGAACUUCCUCUAUACUAAAGGAGCAGCCGCAUCAAGGUUUUGAAGUGAUGUAGCUGCUUUUUAUUGUAGCUUAUUUAUACCUGUAUAAAAGGAGGGAGGGGGGGAAAGGACGUUGCCUCUUGCUUUGAUGUGAUUUUAUUCUAAGGGCUCUGAUAAUUAGGCUGAUAGAAAUUGGCUUGGAAACAGUGCUUAGUCUCACAUGUUACCAUUGUCUGGGGAUGUCUGAGCUAUUUUCAGAUUUAGUAAUAGCACAGUGUUGUCUUUGGUUGCAGUCUCACUUGGCUCAGUUUCUUGCACCGCUGGAGUGUUCAUUACCGAUUAAGUGUAUUGGAACAACAGAGUGAUGCAAGAUGUGUAGAUUAACAAUAGAGGAUGGAUUGUGCCCUUGGUGUUAACAAUGUGCCUUUUGUUACAAAUGCGUGUUGUAGGGCAUGCAUCUUGGCCUCUUUAACCCUUGGAAUACUGGAUAGUAGGAAUGAAAUCUAUUUUUAAAUGCUAUACCUGUCUUAAAAUAUCCUGUAGAUGAUCGAGGCCUUAAUAGAAACAAUAAGGCAAUCACACUGCUGGGGUAGAGAGGACGCUCUGUUCUUGUUGUACGUCUCAUUAAGGGGUUAAAGAUGGCCCUUCAUUGGUUGUACUUUUAACAUCAAAUUGAUUUUUUUUAAAAUAAAUUUUUGUUAAUGGUGACACUAGACAGAAAUCAACUAUUUGUAAAAAUUUACCUCAAACUCUUUAGUUUUAUAGUGUGAUUUAAUCCCAGGGCAUUUGGUAUGAACCAAAGUGCAUUCCUUUUAUAUGUGCCUGGCUCUUAUAAAGGCGGCCAGGGAUUUUUACAAUUUGGGUGCAAGGCACUUAAGCCACUUUUAACUUGGUGGGUGGUUUGAAGUUACAAAUGACUUCAUGGAAAUGUUGAAAACACUUUAAACAUAAGUAGCAUCGGGCAAUAUUAGAAUCUUUAGGAAAGGGUGUGCAUUAUUUAAUGCUCUCCCUCCAUUUUUUAGUAUUUUUUUUUCCCAUCAAUAAGUGAUGAUAAGUGCAAAAAGAACUUUUUUCCAGUCAGCAAAGAUUAGAAUAUUGCCCAGUUUAAUGCUAUGGUAGCAUUUGAAUAGAAUAACAUUUGUGAAUUAUUGUUUCUAGGGGCUUGUACAUCUCUGCUACAAAUUGUAAUUACUCAGUUCGACUGCUACAAUUACAUCUAAGCAGUAGCUUGGGUUUUUAUUGGGCAACGACUUAGACACGUGACUGUAAUAUGCUGCAACUGUGUGUACUGAAAACGUGAAAAACGAUUGAAUGUGGACUGUGUAUAUAUUUAUGUAUAAUUUUCUGUGAGAUGCUGCUGUUGCCACUUAACAUUAAAGAUGUUGUAGUGGGUUUUAAUCCUAGUGGCCAGUUUUAUGAUACUGUAUGUAUUGUACAGCUGAUGACAGGAGUUAAGACUGUUCUAGUGAAUAUUUGUUACAUUUUAUUGUUGUGGCCAGAGAUCAUUUCAGAAUAAAAUUUUAUGUCCUACUUUA
This is a messenger RNA of Falco peregrinus (peregrine falcon), 5989 nucleotides long. RefSeq names its product dual specificity tyrosine phosphorylation regulated kinase 2 (gene DYRK2). The transcript has 4 exons. Gene Ontology annotation, biological process: peptidyl-serine phosphorylation; peptidyl-threonine phosphorylation. Gene Ontology annotation, molecular function: protein serine/threonine kinase activity; protein serine/threonine/tyrosine kinase activity; ATP binding. The record is from RefSeq and is a predicted model, not a curated record. Gene Ontology annotation, cellular component: nucleus. Lineage: Eukaryota; Metazoa; Chordata; Aves; Falconiformes; Falconidae. Bases 118 to 1911 code for a protein of 597 amino acids.